Molecule: messenger RNA, 6931 nt
Organism: Propithecus coquereli (Coquerel's sifaka)
Lineage: Eukaryota; Metazoa; Chordata; Mammalia; Primates; Indriidae
Exons: 8
Coding region: 963-2135 (390 amino acids)
Source: RefSeq, a predicted model, not a curated record
GCUGCCUAGAACCCUAGAGGCAGAAGCAGUUUCCUAGCAGCGCUCCCCUUCCUGGGGCUGCCGGAUCUCCGACAUACAUGCACACACGUGCACGCGCACACACGUGCACACACAUGCACACACGUGCAGCUGCAUUGCCUCCCGUGCCUGCGGUGAGGGCACAGGGGCGGGUAGGCUGUCAGGCACGUGAAGUUACCGUCAGCCCCGAGGGACAGUGAGCGAGUUGGGACUUGGAGGAGGAAAAAAUGGGGACGGACGUCAGCUCCCCCUGCGGCCGUCUCUGCCUCCCGGAGGCCCCUCCUGCAUUCCUGGGCAGCAAAGCCCCUCGCUAAGACGGGGGCUGAUGUCAUCCUGGGCUGCUCAGCCAGGGGACCCAGGGGCCCUGGUGGCUGCCUCCGGAAAUGAGCUAACUGCCUGCUGGCGACAGGUUUGGAAUCUCCAGCCAGAGGACAGAGAACCUGCAUGGGUCAGGUGAGCAGCUGGGCAGGGGGCAGCAGCCGGCGCAGCCCGUCCCCUGGGACCUUCCCGUGUGUGCUCCGGAGGGGCUGAAGGGAAGUGAGAACAGGGGGUCCACGGCCAGCCCCUCCCCCCCACUGCUCAGGGACUGUCACGCCCUGGAGUGAGCGUAGCCACCCUGUUCCCCAAAGCUCCCGUCUCGACCGAUCCAGCCCGGUGAGCACUCGGAACUGGAGGCUGGACCGCCCAGCGUGUUGACUCCACAGCUCCAGGGGGUGGACUCCCAGCCUGGCACUUCACUGCCUCUUAAUCCUGAGCGACACCCGCAGAUGCGGCCGGCCGCCGGCUCGGCGAUGUUUACUUACCCUUGGUUUGGCUGAGGACGAGGGCUGCCAGAUUUUUUUCUCCGGGCAAGCCCAGAACUUCCAUGAAGGGAGAGGACACUGGCUUUUUAGCUGCUGUCUCCCGCUCUCACCUCCACCUGCCCUCUCCUCCUGGCCGGCCCCAUGGAUUACCUGGGAGACAAACUCACCGUGGCCCAGAACCACAUGACCCAGUGGGUGGGCAGCGUGAGGAGGUCCUUCCAGGAGGCCCUCAACUUGGUGAGCACCACGGUGGGCCACGAGCGGACGAGCGGAGAGCCUGCCACCCGGACCCCCUUCAAGCGCACCUCCUCCUUCCGACACCUCGCUUCCCGGAGUCGGGAAUCUUUCCGCCGCUUCUCUGCCCGCAGCCAGCAGAGGUUUUCUUCACUGAGGAAAAGGCAGACAGAUUCGGAGCCGCCAGAUAUUGACCAACUGAAGCAGUGUUUCUCCCGGCGGACCCCUGAGGCCAAGGACACCGACACUCUUGUGCACGAAGCCGACAGCCAGUAUGGGACGUGGACAGACCAGCGCCACAGCAGGGACAGCUCGGCCCCCGAGUCCCCCGACAGCAGUGCCACAUCGGCACAGAAACAGCCCCCCAGUAGCCGCUUGUCUUCUCUGUCCUCCCAAACGGAGCCCACCUCUGCCGGGGACCAGUACGACUGCUCCAGGGACCAGCGGAGCACCAGCGUGGACCGCUCCAGCACCGACCUGGAGUCCACCGACGGGACGGAGGGGCCACCCCCACCAGACGCCUGCCCCACAAAGGGAGUAGACGACUUUUCCUUCAUUGACCAAACCUCAGUCCUCGACUCAAGUGCCCUCAAGACCCGGGUGCAGCUCAGCAAGAGAAGCCGCCGGCGAGCUCCAAUCUCCCACUCCCUCCGGCGCAGCCGAGUCAGCGAGUCGGAGAGCAGGUCUCCUUUGGAAGAGACUGACAACACAUGGAUGUUCAAAGAUUCAACGGAAGAGAAAUCGCCUAGAAGGGAAGAGUCAGAUGAGGAGGAGAUGCCAUCUAGGGCUGAGAGGACACCUGUCAGCCAUCCUCAGAGGACGCCUGUGUUUCCAGGGGUGGACCCAGCAGUGCUAAAGGCUCAGCUGCACAAGAGGCCAGAGGUGGACAGUCCUGGCGAGGCCCCCAGCUGGGCCCCCCAGCCCAAGGCCCCCAGGUCCCCCUUCCAGCCUGGGGUGCUGGGCAGUCGCGUGCUGCCCUCCAGCGUGGAAAAGGACAAGAGGUCGGACGAGCCCUCUCCACAGUGGCUAAAGGAGUUGAAAUCCAAGAAGAGACAAAGCCUUUAUGAGAAUCAAGUUUGACCAGACAGGGGACUCCGCCACAUCCAAUGAACAGAAGCCUUAACCGUCAGAACCCACAGACGAGGCCGAGCUGCUGCCGCUCCUUCCCGCCCCGCGCUCACGGGCCUGGGCCCUUCCCGUCGGGUGGAGGACGCUGGCCAGUGCCCCCCGCCCUUGGCAAGCUCUCCCCGAACCCGGACGGGAAGCCCCCCGCACCACAGGCACUCGCUCACCUUCCCAGACGGCACUUCCGGCUGAGAAAGAAACCAGGCUGCCCAGAAACGUCUACGCGGGUGGUUUUGCCUUUUAUGUAAAAAUCUGCAUUUCUACCCACUUUACACACCAUCCGCAGCUCCAGGAACAUCAGCGUGAGGCUGGCCUGCCUCCCUUGGUUCUGAAAAACACCUGGAUUGUGAGAGCACCUCUUCGCCCCACCCCCAGGGCAGGUCUUUUUUGGAAGAACGUUUCCAAGGAAGGUCAAACCGUUCAUUUCCCGCUGUAGUCUUGGUCCGAGGCCUUACCACCGGGUCGGGGGUUUUGAUGGCUCUUUCUAGGGAGUUCCUUCUUCCCCUGGAGGAAUCGGCAGUUCCAGUUUUUAAACAGACCCUCCCGAGGCUUUCAAGUGUAUUUACCCUUCCAGCGGGGCCGCGUGCAUAGUUGACCUGUGUCAUUUUAUGUCACCUUUGUCGGGGUUAGAAGGCGAUAAAGCAAUAAUUCAGCCAAUUUUCUUUGAAACUUGAUAUGUAUAUAUGUUUUUACGUUAAAGGACAGGAGGAAAGACGUGUGUAUAGGUUGUUUUGAAGUAUCCAAUCACCUCAGGUUAUCUUAUCCCUAUCCAAGCGUUUUAGACAUUUUAAUUGUCACUCUUGUAUAUAUUUUCCUGGUUUCUUUUCAUUUGAGCUCUGAUUUCUGUGGGGUGACCUUUGUCCCUCGGCCUCAAGGGUUCCUAAACCGCAGCCCAAAUGGCCUUUGCCACUUAACAUCAGAUGAGCCCCCGGGAUCUUCUUCCCUAGUCUUUUCUGAACACGACCGGCCUGCCGGCAUGGAGGAGGCGUUCCCAGUUGGCCUCGGAACAAAUGCACGGAUGAGGGGCACUUUUCGCUGCUUCUCACCUCGUUUUUCCAUGCUGCAGUUCACCUGACCACGUGCUUUUCUUGGUCCAAAUGCAAGUCUUGCCGAGAGCCCCUCUUUGUAGGGAGCCCCCGACGCCAGGGACUCUGGACAGAGGAGCGGGGUGCCUCGUGAUGACCUGUAAGACUUCCCUUGCCUCCUUUUUUCUUGCUAACUGUAAGCUCAUUCCUGGGAAUCUCCAAGACCUCUGGAGGCUCUAGACACUCUUCUCUGUCCUUCUUUUUGGAAAUCCUUGGCACCAGCCUCCUCGUUUCUGAAGCCCCAGACAUGCUUGGCUGGCCACCUGCCGUGCCCGGGUUGCCAUAGUCUUUGUGCCAACCUUGCCUGGGAGACGCCCAUGGUGAGACGCUUGGGCGGUUCGUAGGGCAGCCCGUGAUUGCAGAGGGCCUGGGGCUCAGAUCCCUAAUGGAUCCAUGCACAGCACUAGCUAGAUAUGGAAGUGGGAGGCACAUGUGUCCUCCCCUCCCCACUCCGACUUCCCAAGAGAUAAAAGUCUUUCUUGAUAAAUCCAUUCUGUGCAAAUAAAUGGUGUCAAAACAUGCUUCUCAUCCCCCUGGCCACUGCUCCAAGAGUCUCCAUUCCUCUCUCCAUCUCAUCUUCCUCCUUCAUCUCCUUUUAUGUCUCCUCUUGUCUCCCUUAGAGAAUGGGUGGGUGUGGAUAGCAGUCCUCUGUUUUUCUCCAGGUUGAGACGAACACCUGUGCCUGGUGUGGGGCUGCGGUUAGCACUAGGGACAGCAACCGCACCCCCACCACCCCCCACCUGCUGAUGGGCGGUUCCUGGGCCUGUCCUGCCCCAGCCUUGUGUGUCUGGAAGCCUCGUGCAUCCAGGUUUGGGUGUUUGGCCCUGCUUGAUAAUGGAGCCAGUGAUCGAUCGAUUCUCUUUGGCUAUUUAGGGAUUUAAUUCUUCCAAGAACUGCUUCCAUUAAUUUUUUUUUAAAAAUCCAAUUACUGUUUUGUAACAAUUUUGAUAUAGUGGCUUUCCACAUCCAUGGCACCCCUCCUUUGAAACAUGGUCCUAGUGUUUCAACCCUCACUUCUUUUCUCAGCUGCGGUCUGUCUUUCCUUCGGGUGGGAAGGGCGCUUUGGUACCACCCCAGGCCGUGGGAAAGGACCUACUCUUAAGUGCAGUGGUACUCGCCGUGCAAAACUCUUAGUUCUUAACUAGUCAUAUUUAGUCCAAGAAUACCCGACAGGAGAGAAAAACACUUGAAAUUUCAAAUGAGAUUGAUCUGGAGAUCUCUUGCCUGACCUCCCACACCUCGACUGGAAAUAAAAAUCCAUUGAAUUCCGUGUUGAUCAGAACAUGCAAAGCCACCCCCUUGAAACUGACUAGGGCACGUCCCGAAGGGCUUACGCACCUCUUCACUUUUUGCAGCCUCGUCCCCUCCAGCGCCACAGAGCAGACAAUCCCAGGGGUCAGGAGCGACCCUCCGAACAGGCUUCCCAUGACCUUGAUCAGCGCAGUGAGGCUAGAAGGGACUGGUGUUCUGGAGCCUUUGCAGAGAGCCGGGGCCAUGGGUCAUUUAUUUCUCCUUUUUCUAAGCUGUGUGAGCUCUUUGGGGCUAAGCGAGGGGUCGAACGGUAGUUUCUGGAGUUUGCCUGGAGCCCCCUUUGGAAAUCUGUCUUCUUUUAAACUCACUUAAUAUGCCUUAAUAUCGUCUGUGUGCAAUCAAGUCACCUGCCCCCACCCAGCCCUCCGCAAACGAGUCUUACAGAGUGCAAACCCCUGUGUAUGUGCAAUUGAUCUCUCGCUCCUCUCUCCCCUACCCCUUUGCACAUCAGCAUUUUGACAGCUGGGCUUUUAGUAAGUCUGUAUCUCCCCCUCCUCCCUUCCUCACGGUCCUUUGCCUAAGGAAACAGAGGCUUUUGCCCGUGAAAUUCCACGGCGAGUCCUCAAAGAAUCAGUGCUGGGGAGAAUCACCCAGUGCCACCAGAGAAGCUCUAGCGAAAGGGAAACCUCGUGGUACUUGGGACAUUUGCGGUUUUGAGGGAAGCUGACCUGGCAGCCUCGGGUUUUCCAGGAUUCAGGGAAAGGACAAUCAGACGGCAGUGUUUUCCAGGGGCACGAGCCUAGUCACGUGCUUUCGGACAAACGUGUUUUCCUUCGUGCAUCCCCGGAAGUGAGGCCAACUCCAGGGUAUCCCUAAGGAACGAGAACAAACAUAGGCAUGAGCCUGAGGUCUCAACCCUUAGAGGCUGAGCAAGGAAUGUGGAAAAACCCUCAGUGUGAUUUUCCCAAAGGAGACCUCAGCCGCUCCCGGCUGGUGCUGACGGCUGCCUCGUCGAGCUACACUUUCAAGUUUUUCAUCGUGAUAUACCCCAGUCUACCCCUCUCUCCACCGUGCAGAUGUCUAAGCUGCGGCAAGUCACUGCAGUGGCCGGAGACGUCCUCGCUCCCCUCCGCCACGUGUGGGAAGACGAAAGCCGAGGUCCCCUGGCAUCAUGAGUCUGCGGGGUGGGAGGGCAGGGCUGAGGUGCGGGAGCCACUGGAAGCAGGCAGGACACGCUCCACAUCUGGAAGGGGACAGGCAGGACGCGCUCCACAUCUGGAAUGGGACAGACAGGACGCGCUCCGCAUCUGGAAGGGGACACUCACUCUGUGCGGAGAAGCUGCUGGGAGUCACCCUGUUGGAAUUCCGGCCAGGCCACGGCUCCGGGGACCUAGAGCCACAUACAAUGCCAGGAGGCAUGAGCGUGCCAGGUCUGUGCCAGUCUGUGUCUCCUUUUGCACCAGCCCCCUUCUAGAAGUUUCUCUCUUUUGUCUGGAUCAGCUCCUGGAGGAAGAGGGGGAAGCAGAAAGCGGGGCUUCUCUGCUCCAGAAAGUCGGCCUGACGUUUCUGGCAAGUUAACCCUCGACAUCAAUGCUUCUCAGCCUCUCCCUUUCGCCAUCCCAGAAUUUCCUUAAAUAGCUGCCCUCACACCUGUCCCAUAACCUGUCCUCUUCCAGGCCCUGGACCGGCAGCUCCUUGACAAUCUCCGGCGGCAUUUCGCCGGCUAGAUACGAUGCUGUUGUCUAAAGAAGAAUUUGAGCUUUUUAAUGAUCUCAUUCCAAAUAGCCUUAUAGAUCUUGUAAAUAGGGGCUCACAAAAGUAAUAUAUUGUAUUAUGGAAGAUAUUUUGUACUGUGUGGUUUCCUAAAUCCUAGAAGUCAUGCACUUCUUCCCCGGGUAAUUACCAUCCUCAACAUGCUUUGUGAGAUGGGGCGGGGGAUGGAAAUAUAUAUAAAGAGGGUAUAUAUUUUCCUAACCUUCCUUCCGGGUCCCUCCUCAGAUAGAGUCACGAGAGGAAGAACUCGAGUUCUGUGUGCGUAGCAAAGUUACAGCUUCCUCACCACAGUGUUCUUGCAAUUGCCUUAUGAAUUCACAAGCUCUAGGAGUUCUGAACGGAAGGCAGACGAGAGGCACUUUAUCCAAUCCCAGAAAAAAAAAUCUCUAACCGUGUUCAUCUUGAAAAACUUAUAUUUUUAACGUAAGAGAAAGGGGGGCAGGGCUGUGCUUCCUGGACCUCACAGAGUAUUGGAUGUCUACAAGUGCUUUUAUAUUUUGUAACUGUAAAAAGUUUCAUAUGCACAGAAGAGCAGUCGGAUCGGGUCCACUGCAAUAAAACAAGAUGACCUUUGCAUGUACAAAGAUGUUGCAUUCAGACUACGAAAAUAGCAAAUAAAGCUUUGACGCAAGUUGCACUGGA